Parasteatoda tepidariorum (common house spider) is the source of this 564-nucleotide messenger RNA. NCBI's taxonomy places the organism in Eukaryota, Metazoa, Arthropoda, Arachnida, Araneae, Theridiidae. The record is from RefSeq and is a predicted model, not a curated record.
CUUUUGUUGAUAAACAAAAGAAUAAGUCGGUUUUGUGUUCUUUUCUAUCAGCUUAUCUUAAAUUAAAACUGUGUUUAAAUUAACUUAUGUUGAAAUCUUCAUAUGGAUGAAAACACAAAAAAUGAUGAGAAUACCUUCUAUGAAGUUCAUUUAAGAAAAACUGUUGAAGAAAGAACAAUUACAGAAUUUCCUAGGCCAUACAAUUAUGAUUGUUCACCACAUGGAGAAAUGAACUUUUCCAACCGGAUUCACAGUGCUUGCCAUAAAAUAAAUGUUUCAAAAUGUGAAAUGCUCAGGCUGACAAAAGUCAUUGUUGUUGGAGAUGUUGCUGUUGGGAAAACUUGUCUUGUCCGGCGGUGGGAUACAGCUGGACAAGAAAAGUUUAAAUGCAUUGCAUCAUCAUAUUACAGAGGAGCAAGAGUUGUGAUCUUAGUAUUUGGUUUCUGUAUCCUCUCAUCGUUAUGUAACAUACCCAAGUGGCUUGAUGAAACUUUAAAAUGCACUCGCAAACCAUUGCUGUUUUUAGAUGGUACCAAGAAAGAUGCAGUUGCGAAUUCUGCUUAU